AUGACAUCUUCAUUAAUACAAAAUCUACUCGAACACAAGGAAUUGCAUCCGUUAUACGCAUCCAUUCUCUUCACAAUUGGCAUAUUUGGACUCACUUAUGGAUUCAAAAAGAUCAAUGAUCUCGUCUUCAAACAUCAUGUAUGGUGUAGAGAGUUUGCCGGCAUUUUGAAUUUGUGUUGUUGCAUCUUUCAAGAAGAGGUUCUCCAAGAGAACUACGGCUUCUCUGCAAUGUUCAUCGCCAUAGUGAUCCAUUGGAAACUCCGCGAGUACUUCCACCCGUCUCACGCCGAGAACUCAUCACUUCUCCUGGAAGAAGGCCUUAUUCGUCGUCGUCUUUUCAUUCUAGACGCACUUUAUCUCAUCGUUAUUCACGUUUUCUGCGCUUAUCUUGCUCAGGGAGCCGCGUUUGACGUGUUAAAGUCAACUUAUAACCGGACUGGGCUGGAGGUUUCGAUUAGAAGAUGUCUUUGUAGAGAACUCGUUCCAUUGGAGUAUGUGGGAGUGAUUCAAUUCGCGGCGACGGACUGGUUGAGAUUCGUUUUGCAUCAUUUGGCGACGCCGGAGAGGAAGAAGUAUCAUGUUCUCGUCUACGCCAGUUUCCUUGUUGGAAACCAAUUCCUAACUGGUUUCACUGGAAUGAAUCCAGCCGUCGCCGUGGCAAUGUUCACUGGUUGCACCCUGAAUCGGUACACUGUUCCAACGUUUCUCUUCGUCUACGUGUUCUGCACUAUCUUCGGUUGGAUGCUCGCUGCCUGUCUCUUCGGCGACACUCCGAGGAGAACUUGCCAUCGUGAGAGAUUCGAGGAAUAUACCGAGAGAAUGGAGGAGGCCACCCGUCUCGCUGCAUUACCACCACCACGGAUCCCCUUCGCCAUGUGGGACGUGGUCUGGCCAGUUGUACAAAACCUAACCGAAGAACUGUCCCGGAUGCCACGAUAUAUCGCGUCGAAAUGGACAGUAUCCACACUCCUCGCGUUCCCUUACUUCAUAAAAGAAGUUCUCGAAAACGAGGCGUUAUUCCCGUUAUAUUCAUUCAUCGUCUACACUUUUCUCCUGUUUUCCAUCACGGAAAUCGUUAGACGGAUCGGCGAUCGUUUUCUCGAUGAAUCCAUGAUGUGGAAAUUCAACGAGUUGAUCAGUAUGACGACGAUGUGUGCGUGUCUCAAUCCACAAGUGCUGAUCUUCGACAAAUACGGCCCAUUCUCAAUGCUCAUCGCCGUCGCUCUCCACCGAAAGCUCGCCGAGUUUCUCAACCGCGGCGCCGGUCUCCACUCGUCGCUUCUCAUCGAAGAGAAGGUUCAACGCACUCGUAUCACCGACGAGGACUUCAUUUGGCUCUCGGUGGCUCAUGUUCUCUCCGCGUCGUUUGCUUUUGUGUAUGCAGGAGGGAUUUGGAAUCUCACUUUUUGGUUGACCGGGUUGGGCGGAGUCGCACCACGAGUGUGUCUUUUCACGGAGAAGAUCUCAAUGGAGGCGGUUGGAGGAAUGCAGUUUGGUCUCUCCUUCUUGAUUCGAGUCGUUUUGCAUUACUUGGCGAUACCGGAGUUGAAAAAGUAUCAUGUUCUUGUCUACGCUGUUUUCAUCGUUGGAGGUUACUUUCUCACUGGUAUGAUUGGAAUCGACGCGAUGGUUGCUGUUUCAACUGUUCUUGGCUGCACUCAUAUGGGAAACCACACUCCGUCGAAGGGCAUCCUCACAUACCUUAUGAGCCUCAACUCGGGAUGGAUGCUCGCUGGCUGGUUAAUGGGUGACACUCCGAUGAGAUCAAUCCAUCGGGAGAGAGUCGAGAAACGACUUGAGGAGGAGGAGGCCGCCCGUGUCGCUGCAUUGCCACCAGCACCGCCCAAGUUUGUUGGAAAAGGGAAUAGAAGACGUCAAGUGCGAUAA
This is a messenger RNA of Caenorhabditis remanei, 1887 nucleotides long. RefSeq lists its product as uncharacterized. Lineage: Eukaryota; Metazoa; Nematoda; Chromadorea; Rhabditida; Rhabditidae. The coding region runs from base 1 to 1887 and encodes 628 amino acids. The transcript is spliced from 12 exons. The record is from RefSeq and is a predicted model, not a curated record. Gene Ontology annotation, molecular function: channel activity. Gene Ontology annotation, cellular component: cytoplasm.